AUGUUUUCUCCAUAUAUUGACGAAAGUCUCACCAAUAUUGAUAUUGGGGAUACAGUCAAAGCAAACACAUUGCGUCAUAUUACGUUUGGUUUUGUAAUCUCUGGAUCACAAAAUAACCAACCCAUCUGGGGCAGCGACAGUCUUGUUGGCCAGUCAAGUACGUCUGCCGAUCAAAAAAUGAUCGAUGCGCGUUCCAACGGUGCUCAGGUUAUUGUAUCGUUUGGCGGGGCUGCUGGCAGCGAACUUGCGCUGGUCAGCUCUUCUACAGAGCAGCUUCAAGCAACUUACCAAUCCGUAAUUGACUACUAUGGCGUAUCAACUCUUGAUUUUGACAUUGAGGGAACUACGCUUGACAACAUCGACAUCAACAGCAGACGGUUUGAUGCCAUCAAAGGGCUGAAGCGUAAAAAUGCCAAUCUGGAAAUCAUUUACACAUUACCAGUAGAAACCAUGGGACUAAUACAAAAUGGUCUUGACUUUGUCAAACUGGGUAUAAGUCGCGGUGUAAAGCCAGACAUUGUUAAUAUCAUGACCAUGGACUAUGGCAGCCAACAAAACAAUAUGGGUGCUGCAGCCAUUUCAGCUUCGCAAAACACAUACCAACAAAUGAAAGAUCUCGGACUUGAUGUAUUUAUUGGCAUCACACCCAUGAUUGGCGUAAACGAUCAAAGCGGAACGUUUACUGCCAAUGACGCAGGCAAUGUUGUUGCCUUUGCCAAGCAAAACAGCUAUGUCAAACUACUGUCAUUUUGGUCCUUAAAUCGUGACAAUGGUCUUAAAAGGUCGCUAGAUUAUAGUAGUAUGAUUGAUCAAGGAGUUUUUGAUUUUUCCAACCAGUUUGCGACUUUUCAAAAGUAA
Batrachochytrium dendrobatidis JAM81 is the source of this 858-nucleotide messenger RNA. RefSeq lists its product as uncharacterized. NCBI's taxonomy places the organism in Eukaryota, Fungi, Chytridiomycota, Chytridiomycetes, Rhizophydiales. Gene Ontology annotation, biological process: carbohydrate metabolic process. The transcript has a single exon. Gene Ontology annotation, molecular function: endochitinase activity. Gene Ontology annotation, cellular component: outer membrane-bounded periplasmic space. The coding region runs from base 1 to 858 and encodes 285 amino acids. The record is from RefSeq and is a predicted model, not a curated record.